Molecule: messenger RNA, 1758 nt
Organism: Anas platyrhynchos (mallard)
Lineage: Eukaryota; Metazoa; Chordata; Aves; Anseriformes; Anatidae
Source: RefSeq, a predicted model, not a curated record
AAAACCAUCAGCCUUUCCAAGCCCCAGUGAGCACAGCACUGAGGUGAUGGUUGAGAGCCAGGGACGUGCCCGACAUGCCUCCAGUGCCUGUGAUGAAGAGCUGGAUGAAGGAGUCAAGACCGACCUUUCCACAGUCCUACGCUGUGCUGUAGCCAUGAGCCAGGGAGCCGUGAGCAAGGCACCAAGUGCUCCCUCGGCCACAGGACCCAGCGUGCCUCCUCCCACAGCAGAGCCUGCAGAAUCUACAUCCUCAGCAUCUGCCUUGGCUGGAGCACUGGGGGACCUGGCACACACGGGAAGCACAGGGAGAGCAACGAGAUCAGCCGGGGUCCAGACAGACGUGGAGAGGAGGCGGACCACUGCUCUGCCAGGGCCUGAUUCCCGGGUAUGCGCAGGAGCAAGGGCUUCCAGCAGAGACCUUGCAGCAGCUAGCCCAGGCCAGGGUAAGAAGAAAAUACAACAGAGAGAGAAACACGUCAAACCCAGGCAGGGGACAGGCAACGAGGGGACAAGCCAAGGCCGGGGCAGGAAAGAGAGCAGUCCUGGGGGAUGGGAUGAAGAGGAGGGGAUCGUCAUCCUCAACUCCUGGAUCAACCCCAGGUUCGCCAGCAUCUUCACAGACCCACAGGACGUUCCCCAGGAAGAGGGCAGCGCAGCCAGCAGUGUGGACAGGGAGGCUGCAGCACAAGAAGCAGAACAUCCAGCAUGUGCCUCUCCUGGCUCGCUGCAAACCACGGACACUGCCCCAUCAGCUGCUCCCCUGGAAGAAGGUCCACGGGAAGAGAGGCACAGUACGCCUCUCACAACAGCACUGGCACAGAGCAGGCCAGCAAGUCCUCCAGCAGCCCCUGCUCUGGAAGAUGAGGGACACAGAGCACCUCCCCUGACACGUGGGGCUCAACAGUCGAAGCCAUCAGCCUGUGCAAGCCCCAGUGAGCACAGCGCUGCCGUGAUGGUGGAGAGCCAGGGACGUGCCCGACAUGCCUGCAGUGUCUCUGAUGAAGAGCUGGAUGAAAGAGUUGACACCAUCGUGGCUGCAGUCCUACUCCACUCUGUAGCCAUCAUCCAGGGAGCCCCAAGCAAGGCAGCAAGUGCUCCCUGGGUCACAGUGCCCAGGGUGCCUCCUCCCACACCAGAGCCUGCAGAAUGUACAUCCUCGGCCUCUGCCUUGGCCGGAGGCCCUGUGGGGGAGGCCAAUGAAGCCCCUCUCGCUGCAGCAGCAGCGCCACAAGAAGAAGGUGGAGAAGGGGCUUCUCCUUUGGCUGCAGAGCCUCUCCAGGAGCCCAGCAGAGAUUUCCGCCCAGCAGCAGCUGACAAAGCAGGAGCAGCAGCCAGUCCCUUGGUUCCUGGGCACCAGGUGGCCAUCGAGCAGGGAGGCCAAGCGCAGUCCUCCUCCUGCACCAAAGAUACGACAGCAGAUGAGCCAGCAACAUCCCAGACACAAGCACCAUCCCAGGAUCUGUUGGCCGGGCCUGUUCAGCGCAGCGAGCAGCAGCAAGCACAAGGCAUCCAUGACCUCGCACAAGCCCCGGCACGCCAGCCACGGCCCUCCCGCAUCAGGAGGGCACUUCGCGCGCUGCGCAGGGCUUUCCGCUGCAGCUGCAUCACAGGACAGCGAGAGUAGCCGCGCCCGGCUGUGCCAGUACCAGGAGGAUGCUCGGAGCUGGCAGCUGGCCCUCAGGAAGCUUUGCAGCGCCCACGGAAGCAUCACUGCGAGGCACAGGACAGCGCCCCAGGAAUUCAGAUGCCCCACCACAU